ACGGCACCGCAACGCGGUCUGCGGCGCCCAAACCUCGCGAGAUUUGUUGGCCCGGCAAAGUCACCCUCCACCCACAUCUCGCGAGACCAAGCUUUAUGAGUGGCUAUCUGCCGGUUAGGGCUUGCAGGAAAGAUGGAGUAUCCCGCGUUGGGCACCGUGGAGGCCGCAGACAGUGGAGGGGCCCGACCAUACAACAGCUCGGAGGAGCGAGAAGGACGGGAACCGGACGGGCUGCGCUUCGACCGCGAGAGGGCGCGCCGCCUGUGGGAAGCAGUGUCCGGGACCCAACCAGUGGGAAGGGAGGAAGUGGAGCACAUGAUCCAGAAGAACCAGUGUCUCUUUACCAAUACCCAGUGUAAGGUUUGCUGCGCCUUGCUCAUUUCUGAGUCCCAGAAGCUGGCACACUACCAGAGCAAAAAACAUGCCAACAAAGUGAAGAGAUACCUAGCAAUCCAUGGAAUGGAGACAUUAAAAGGGGAAACGAAGAAGCUAGACUCAGAUCAGAAGAGCAGCAGAAGCAAAGACAAGAACCAGUGCUGCCCCAUCUGUAACAUGACCUUUUCCUCCCCUGUCGUGGCCCAGUCGCACUACCUGGGGAAGACCCACGCAAAGAACUUAAAGCUGAAGCAGCAAUCCACUAAGGUGGAAGCUCUGUCGAAAUGCCUUACAAACCCUUUCCUUGUGGCCUCCACCUUAGCCUUGCACCAGAAUAGAGAGAUGAUAGAUCCAGACAAGUUCUGCAGCCUCUGCCAUGCGACUUUCAACGACCCUGUCAUGGCUCAACAACAUUAUGUGGGCAAGAAACACAGGAAACAGGAAACCAAGCUCAAACUCAUGGCACACUAUGGGCGGCUGGCAGACCCUGCUGUCACUGAUUCAUCAGCUGGGAAGGGCUACCCCUGCAAGACGUGUAAGAUAGUGCUGAACUCCAUAGAACAGUAUCAAGCUCAUGUCAGCGGCUUCAAACACAAGAACCAGUCACCAAAAACAAUGGCAUCCCCCCUGGGCCAGAUUCCAGUGCAAAGGCAACCCAUUUUGAAAGACUCAGCCACAUUGGAAGACUAGAGAUGUUUCUGUCCAGCACCCAAGGUUGAACCAGCCAUGAGCCAGCUUCCCAUGACCAUGGUCAGCCCUUGGCUCCCUCUUCCUUGUUUCUUAUACCUGGAGAACACAUAGGCCUGAGGCAGCAGAUAGCCUCUGAUUGGUCCAGGCAAAUCCACCCCUGCUCUACCCCUUUAGAAUGGACCCUGUAGGUCAGGACGAGAGAAGGGGGUGGAUCUUGAGAGGACUUGGGGACUCACAGGGUAGUAGUUUGGAGGAUGGCCUUUCCCCUUCCCCAGCGUCUUUGGGCCAUAUGUCAUGAGUCCCAGGCCUGUCUUUCUCUGCAAGUCAGUUUGAACCAGUCUCUGUAGCUAAAGAACUGAGCUCUCCCUGGGCUCUAGGCAGCUCCAGUGAAACCUGGAGCUUUCACACCAGACCUUGGCCUAGGAGGGAAAGGGUAGAUGGAAAUGGCUGUCCCAUGGAAGCUUGGAGCUAAUAUGACUCCCCCUUUCCCCAAAAAGUACAGGCUUUCCUGAGCCUGGGACCAGAUGCUGGCCAGUGAGACAGUUUUCACCCACUGUGAAGUUUCCUCCUAGAGCAGUGAUGCAGUCCUGGCAGAACAGUGCUAUCCUUCCUGCUCCUUCUCUGCAGUUCCUGAAUGGUGCUAAGGAUCUGCAGCAGCUGGAAAAAAGCUAGAGCGGGAGGAAGCCUCAGUAUCCUGUGGGAUCAUGGAAAUCUCCAAGGGGGUCCUUUCCCCUCCUCUGUCAGAGAGGUGCUCUGACCCACGGACAUGUGGGAAAGUUCCCACAUGCCAGUUCCCUUGAUGGUUCUGUGCCCUUAAAGGCAAACUGCCUCAUGCCAGCCAGCUCAGAGGUUCAUUGCUGCUCCUUGGCUCUACUAGCCCUCUCCUUCUCCUUAUGCAGCAGACCACCUGCCCAGGUUGCUGUGGUGCUAGCCCUCUCCCAUCAUCCACCAGGAGAUGCCUGGGUGCCAGGGAACAGGAUAGGACCCCCAGGAAAAGAAAGGAGAGCUGGUACAGGUUUCUGCAAUGAGGAAAAAGAUGUUCCCCGGGCUCCAAGCUUAGAUUUCUCCAACUCUGCUGUGUUUUAUACCCUGGGACUUCACUUGUAGCUUUCAAGCAGGAAUUCCAAGGAGUGUCACCAUCAUAGGCCCCUCUUCAUUGAGUCAGAGAAGCCCCUAGCUGCUCUCGUGGCCUCUUCCCCCUAUUGCCUAUCCCUUUGCCUGUGAAAUGCCUUUACUCAUUGUGUAUGGGUGUGUGUGCGUGUGCUUAUGCUCUGUCUCUUGGUCACUGAAGCAUCUAAAUAAAGAAUUUCUCCCAUGAGCCAGACUGCAACUUAACAGGCCUGGGAUUUGGUGCCA
Messenger RNA from Lutra lutra (Eurasian river otter), 2421 nucleotides. RefSeq names its product zinc finger protein 346 (gene ZNF346). The transcript is spliced from 7 exons. The coding region runs from base 133 to 1065 and encodes 310 amino acids. Gene Ontology annotation, molecular function: zinc ion binding; double-stranded RNA binding. NCBI's taxonomy places the organism in Eukaryota, Metazoa, Chordata, Mammalia, Carnivora, Mustelidae. The record is from RefSeq and is a predicted model, not a curated record.